AAUAUAUAUCAACGGCAAAAGGCCUUGAACUUUACCAGUCAUUGAGCCAUUCACCUUCUUUUCUUAAGCCUCGAUACCUCUGCAUGUCUGAAUUCGUCAAAGAUCGAAUCACCAACUUUGUCCUCCACCUGACUCCGGACGUCAAUCCAUAUCACGCGACAGCUGAUUAUGUCGAAAGUUUCCUUCUGCCAUGUACUCUGCCCUCUUGGUCACGUUACGUUGAGCUCGUUAUCUUGGCAGGGUUUGUAAUAAUGUUUUCCCAAGCAUCUUACAUCCUUUAUGUCCGCUCAAAAACAAAGAAGAUAUACCAUAUUGGCUUAAAUGAUAUCGGCCUCAUACAGUAUGAUCGUGCAAACCACUGUGGAUUGUUUUACUUUCUAUAUAGUAUCUUUGCCAUGACCCAAAUCGUUCUGCAGCCAUUUGUACGAAAUGGCACCCUAGACCAAGGAGGUCCAGAUUUUGUACUCGGGAUCGAGUUUACGCUGAAAAGUGGAUGCGCCGGAGUAGUAUCAUGGCUUGCUAUCUGCCAUUGUCUAUCGGUGCAAGGAUAUGUAUUUCGGCGCAGUACUCCAGUAGGACAAUUUCUCUCAACCACUGUGAAAUGGGCUAUGAACGUGUCCUCGGUAAUGAUAUAUCUCGUACCAACUGUGACAUGCAUCAUCGCAUAUUAUCAAGUUACCAUGGAAUAUCACCGCAUUCGACAAUUGGUGAUGCCCGUAGUUGACAUCCUCCGGGACGAGGCUUCUACCUGCGCCAUAGGGACAUGCACUGUGGUCCAAAUUAUUCCUCGACUGCUUUCACUCACGCGGGCAUUGCAUCAUAUCGAUCUUUUGGUACAUUGGUGUCGAAUUGGAACAAGCUCUUAUUUAUUCUUUGAUGGAUGCAUUAUUGUUAUUUACAUUCCGCUCCUAUAUCGAUUGUACCAAAGCUUCAAGGCUCAAAGAAGACUGUUUCGAGGAUCACAACGACAACAAGACAGAAUUUUUGCAAACACCUUGAUUGAGUUUGCAAUCAUAUUGAUCACUUUUGUUUUAUGUGUCUUUUCAAUGUCUUUAAUCAAACAGGGCGAGUUCCUCUAUAAUCCAAGCUAUUAUCUUAUCCUACGUGUUGGUGUGCAUGGUGUUCUUGCAACCUUAGGAAACAUCGCUUUGUUCUUGAUCAUAUGCAGUUACCGUGAAACAGAUAUAGCACCUCCCAAAGUUCAUAUUCCAAAUUUGCCGUCCUUACCAGCUGCAGGAUUUUCAAAGUGUGAUCAAAAUGUCUCACCAUCAUGCUAUCCAUAUUUAUAAACUCCACUUUUUGAUUUCAGCCCGCCAGAGUCUGAUCAUUGUACAGUCCCCUCUAAGUGGUUUAUGUGGCCAGUCAAGGGCUUGGGCAGUACCUGGGUAUUUUUUAUCUACAUCUACAAUCACUUCUUUGCCUGAUACUCAACUUCAUCUUCUUCACUCAAUAUGUUCAAACAUUUCUGAUGAGUAAACUGAGAUUGUGUUCAAUUCAUUGAAAUUGCACAAGCAGUCAUAUAUAGUCUGACUGACUUGCUUUCAUUUCU
Molecule: messenger RNA, 1549 nt
Organism: Melampsora larici-populina 98AG31
Lineage: Eukaryota; Fungi; Basidiomycota; Pucciniomycetes; Pucciniales; Melampsoraceae
Exons: 12
Coding region: 84-1289 (401 amino acids)
Source: RefSeq, a predicted model, not a curated record